AGGAGCUGGCUUGGUGUUUACUUCACUGUUUGGUGAGAGAAUCUGCGAGUGUGCAUUCUAUACGGGUGCUCGCGGUGAGCUCAAUUGAAUUCCGUCAAAAACGAACAUUCCCAUUAGGCCAUAACUGUAGUAUUAGGGAAAGGGGUGUUUUUACACUCGCUAUCGCAAUGCGUGAGUUCGAGCUCUUCUUUGAUGUGUCUCCUCUAUAAAAAGAAUCGGAGUUCGAUGGUGGUGUGAAUUACAGGGGUAGUGGUUUUUCGCCUGGUCAUUUUGGGGCGGUCCUGUGCGUGCUUUGUCCCUGUAGGUGGUAGGUUUGUGCUUAAGCAAGCGAUAGACGAAGCAAGAUUUUUCUGUGUAGCGCCGAAAAAGCAGGACAAUAAGUUCGUGUCUGUGUGUUUUUGUUACGACUCUGAUAAAGCAGAAAAAGUAUGGCUUUUGGGAAAACGACGCAUGCUAUUGUUUGUCGAGUACCAGAAAGCUACUGUAAACUGACAAGCAUCGUUACAGGAACGCAAAGUACAGAACAGGCGAAACGCGAGCAUUCAGCGUAUUGUUCUGUUCUGCGUGACCUGAAUAUCGACGUGAUUGAAUUACCUUCGGAUGAGCUCUCACCUGAAUGCCCUUUUGUUAACGAUUUGGCUGUUGUGACUAAUGGCACUGCCUUCAUCUGUAAACCUGCUUCACGACAGAGACUUAAAGAGGUGGAAUUAAUUCGAAAGACCAUUGAAAGAGAAAUUGGAAUUCGGAUUGAAGAGGUUGAAGAUCCAACGGCAACCAUCGAAGGGGGGGACGUUCUAUUUACAGGUGAUGAAUUCUUCGUCGGCAUUUCUCCGCGCACAAACGAGGCGGGUGCCAGAGCACUUGCAAGAGUCUUUCCGGAGUUUCCUACAAUACCCAUCAAGGUGAUGUGCAAGGAGCCCAUGAAGAGUGUGAUCUCGAUGGCUGGUCCUGGCAUUAUUUGCGUGUCAAACUCGAAAGAAGCCCAGUUGAUGAAACGGGAGAUUGAACGAGAAGCAACGCGUCAGUACCAGACGGUGACAGUUCACGAUGAUCGAGCUGCAAACUGCCUCUAUGCGAACAAGACGCUUAUUCACAGGUCCGAAUUCCCACAAAGUAAACUGGAGUUCGUCCGCAAGAUUGACUUCCCCCGGAUAGAGCUUCCAUUAACGCAUCUGUCACCAGUAAACGUCGGACUCACCAGCCUUUCGAUCAUGAUCGAGAAACCAAAGUGCUUCUAAUUACUAUAAACUUUUAUUUGAAUAUUACCAUACAAAACAUCCAUAUGAUAUAUGAAUCACCUUAUAUAGACACACUCGCCAUCUCAUCCCAAUUGAUUGUUCAUUAUCACAGAAAGAGGUUAGGUAAAGGCAGAGCGCCAAUUAGUGACUGUCACUCAUUGCAAUUCACUAACACGGCAAUAACCAAUCGUGCUGCAUGCGGCGACCGUUUUCAAAAACACAGACAAAACAAAACAAUCGUUAUUUAAUAUAUCAAUGCCAUUUUGACCGAUAUUACUGCCCUCUGUAUGACCGUAUGUUGAACGUCGUCAUAGGGCAAUAAUUAAAAGGUUUACGUAAUUUUUUAGCAUGACGCCGAUAAAGCUUACAUAAAAUCUCUCUCAAGAUUCCACGGUUUACAGCCAUAAAAAGUAUAUAUAUAUUACGUAUACCAAGUAAAGAUAUAGACGUAUCCAUAUAGAAUACAUGUUUGCCGAGUUCAGCGGUUGUUUAUUGUUGUCACUGUAGUACAAUUGUCAUCGUGGUGGUGAUAACGACGAUGGAAAAUGUAUAUGAUAACGAGAAAACCUAUGAUAAAUAAUGAAACUUGCUGGAGACGUAGAAAUUAACACUCAGAGAAAAACAAGAGUUUGGCGAAAUCUCAAGAGGUUGACACUGUCGCUUCUGAUGUUCUCGAAUUGUCCAUCUAGCUUAUUACUGUGUAAUUUUAUUUUUGCAAAAUUGAAUUUCUAAAUACUUAUCAUUUAUUCAAAGCUAUGUUGAUAUUUCAUGACGAGAAAAAGGGGGUGUCUAUUUAGUGACGUACGUUUGUGACAACGCGUGACGUGACAAACGGGCGUAUUAUGAGGGUGUUAUCGGCUACCUCAUGUCGAUAACACGGGAUACUGUGUAACUGAAUUUAGGGCCAUCCGGAUUUGCACUUACGGAUACAAUUCGGUGAUCUUAUUAUGUUUUGGUGGUAGUAUUGAUUUUUCCCUUUCUAUUGUUAAGCCGCCCAAAAGUAUGUCCUGUGGUCGCGUUGUACUCCUACCAUACUUACAUAUAUGCACCGCUAUAGCCAAUGUUAUACUCGUCGUGUAUUACAUUUCGAAUUCAUAUGGAAAACAAGUGUACUACGAACAAAUUUUGUCAGCCUGCGUAUACACGGAAUAAGAUAAAUUGGGAGCACCAAAAUGCUUAGAAGCAUACAGCUGUACAUUAAUAUUUUAAAUGAAGGGUUAAUUUUUGUAAACAUAACAAAGCUGGUAAACCAAAUAGUCGUGAUCAUCCAGAUGCAUACGUCGAUAUGUGAAGCAGUGUGUACCAUGUUUGUGGCUUUACGCGGGUGUCCAUUUGCUAGACCACAUGCGCUCAAAGCUAAAAGAAUCCCUCUGCAUGAAACGCCUGCAGAUAUAGUCAUUGCAAAGUGAGCUUUGGGGGAAAACAAGACGAGCCUCGAUAAAACUGGACUUGGAUAUUUUUCUAUUUUGUCUUACCGCCACCAUUUCCGGACUUUGUUUCUGUAAAAAAAAAGUAAAAAGUUCUGAUUAGUAAAGACUCACUUACUCUUUCAAGCCAAGCUCUUACACUGGAGCAGUUGCGCACAAAAUGUUCAAAUUCAAUUAAAUACGUAUAUCUGAGUUUGCUGACCUGUUGAGCGGCUUGAGGAAUAUUGAUUUAUUUAUUUAUAGCAAAGGAGAUUCACUCGGAAGUGAGUACUUUUUUCGAGUUUUCCGUCUUUGUUGUCUACAUUCCAUAAUAUACAAGACAACGUGAGAAAUACCCAUUUCUAUCGUAUGCGUAUAGAUUUACAACGCUAUCUAACGCAAGAUAUAUCUAUGCACAUAUAAUAGGUUCUAGCAACGAUAACAGCAGACACAUUCCACUUUGUCGUAUCUUAUGCUCGUUUUUACAAGAACAUUGUUUUUACUUUGUAUUUAUAUAUAGGUUUUGCAAAAGUGAUUUGUUACUUCUUAUAUCAUCAGUUUCUGUAAUGUAAUUCUCAAAAUGUAGUGGGUUAUCUUCAGCUGUAUCUAGAACUUAAUACCUAUGCGAUGACAAGUUAAUUUUUUCACAACAGGCAAAGUUUUGCCUUUCGACUGCUUAGAAGCUAGUGGAUGUUUGCAGCACUCGCAUUAUGAUCAUGCUUACCUAUUCUGAUGGAACGAGCUUUCAGGAGACGCAAAAUCUUUCUUAAAUUUUUCAUUUAUUAUUUUGAGGAAAACAUUAAUGAUUUUGGUGGCGAUUGUCGUAUGCCUGUUUAGCAAUGAGUCUCGUGAGCGUUAAUUAUGGAUUCGUUAGAACUUGGAAUAUAAAUUGCCUUUAAGUUGACUCAGUGAAAAUAAAUGAGAAUGCCCGUAGAAAAAAUUCAGGCUGGCCCCUUUUGCUGAACUGCAUUUCAAGACGUCAGCUUGGGUUAUACCCUUCGAAGCACAUGAAAUGUUAACACAGGUAUUAGUAAGUUGCCUCCAGCAACUUUUAGCAAAGAACGUGCAGUGAACAUCCGGGCGUGCUAAUUUAAGUUCUUUACUGACCUGAAAUUUUUAUACGAGAGAUGUUUUAGCUCUAACGUCAGCAAGUAUUACGUAUUACAUUUAACCUCGGCAUUACUGGUAUAGGGUGCAAAAUAAACCGAAACAUGAUAAGCGUCUUUCGUUUUUAUCAAAUCUUGAGGAGAAACCUAAUAUCUACGUUGACUUAUCGUUGCAAUAGCGAAGCGCGCAGCUCCACGUCAUAAGUCGGUGUCGAUGGAGGAGUUUUAUAUAUAAUAGUGGAUCGUCUCUGUGCUAUGCAACAAGGACCUAAAAGGAUAACUAGCAUAAGUAAGUAAGGCCCCAAAGAAGGCACAAAUAUAGUUCAACGAUAGUAUAGUCGUUAUAAACGGCAGCUUGCAUCGGAUUUAGUACACCAGUGCGCAGAUUUAUUUACCUAAGCGUUUACAUAUGCUAUACAAAGUGAAUUUAAGAAGAGUUAUUAUUAUUAUUAUUAUAAAUAAACAAGAUACGC
Messenger RNA from Varroa destructor (honeybee mite), 4223 nucleotides. RefSeq names its product N(G),N(G)-dimethylarginine dimethylaminohydrolase 1. The record is from RefSeq and is a predicted model, not a curated record. Gene Ontology annotation, molecular function: dimethylargininase activity; amino acid binding. Gene Ontology annotation, biological process: positive regulation of nitric oxide biosynthetic process; arginine metabolic process. NCBI's taxonomy places the organism in Eukaryota, Metazoa, Arthropoda, Arachnida, Mesostigmata, Varroidae.